AUUUUUUUAUUUUUAUUUUUUACUAUUUUCUAGUUCCUUUCUUCACCUAAGUUGCACACUGUCGCCAAUAUAUAUUGAGCACCCAAUUCCCAGAGAAAUGAGAUCACACAGUUGGUGCAAGAUGAAAUUUUGAGAGAACCCCAGAUCUGAUAUUCCUCAUAUUUUAAUCUCUGGGGGAUAAAAACCGUUCCUUGGCUGCUGGUCGGAGCUCUUUUCCGCUGGAAUUGAACUGGUCUGUGGCAGAUAAGGAAGGCUCGGGUAUUUUGUUUCUUUUUCGUAGAUUUAGCCGUUAGAUUUUGUUUAAAGUUCCGGUGAAAUUCAGUUCUUUUAUUAAUUAUAAUGUUGGAAAUUGUUAAUAGGAGCAUGGAUGGCUUAUUUGGUCACUCCCAGUAUUAUAAUAUUGUUUCUUGCAUAUCAUAAAAAUAUCGGAUAUUUAAUUGGGUUCAUGUGUAUACUUCUUGCACAUUCAAUUUUUUUUAUUUUUUAUUUUUUUACCCCUUGAUAUUUGGAAAUUCGUUUAUUUAAUUGGGUUUAUGUCGUUGUUGGGAUUUUGGUGAAGUUUGUUAUCUUUCUGUGGGUUCUAAGACGCGUUAACUGAGUAAUGGAUGAAAAGGAACAUGAUCUGCGGGAUAGUCAUGAGGUGUCGUGUCGAGUUGAUAAAAGGGUGACUGAGACUUCGGGUGAUUCUGUUGAUAAGCCUGUUGUCGAGACUGUCAGCGUGGCUAAUGGGGAUGAGCCCGGUAGCGUUAGAGCUGAAAAUAAAGAUUUGGAAGCAAUGGGUCGUGAAUCAAAUAAAAUAUCGGCAGAAGAAGGUCAUGGUGAGGUAUCAGGUGAAGGUGAGCAAGCAAGGAAUGGGGAUUCAACAAAUCCGGUUGUUGGGGUUGUGUUUGAGACUACAGUUGUGAUUAAUACUGCUGAGUCUCCAAUGUGUGGUGGAGAUAAUAGGGGGCUUAAUGCAAAGGUUUCUGAAUUGGGAUCAACUAAGGUAUCAAUGGAAGAAUCAAAAAAGAUUGUCUCUGGAGCUGAUAAGCAGUCGUGUGUGAUUGAUGUAAACUGUGGGAAUGGUAAAGGCUAUGGUGAUAAAUGGGAUGCGGAAAAGAUUUGUAGGAUUUGCCAUUUGACCUCUGAUCAAUCGCCCGACAGACCAACAACAACAACAACAACGACAACAACUACUGUAAAGUCUGCUGUAGAUUUAAUUCAUCUGGGCUGCGGCUGUAAAGGUGAGCUCGGUAUCGCUCAUCGUCACUGUGCAGAAGCAUGGUUUAAGCUAAAAGGAAACAGGUUGUGUGAAAUUUGUGGCAAGACUGCUAAAAAUAUAAGUGGCGUAGGGGAUAGCAGAUUUAUGAAUGAGUGGAAUGAAAGAACAUUCACUGGUAGCAGUAUUAAUUCUUCUGGUAAUAGUGGAGGAUGUUGGCGUGGACAACCAUUUUGUAACUUCUUAAUGGCAUGCCUGGUGCAUCUUGUCCAUUCUUCUGGUUCAAUACUGUCCUGAAAUUGCAAUGGAAGUUCGUGAUUUAGCACCCCAUUAUAGUCUGAGAUCUAUAUUUUGCUCUUGAAGAUAUCGUUGGUGUCAUAUCUUUGGUGUCUGAUAAUUAAAUUUCCCACCGAACCCCUGCAUUUUAGGAUCAGAUUGUGGAAUUAGUUGCUUCAGUGCUGCAAGAGUGUGACAGGUGAUAAUAGAUAUUCCUUUAUUGGUGUUGAUAUUAAUUUUCAUGUUAGAGGAUGAAAAGAAUUGUUUUGGAUAAUAUUAGCUGUAUCUUUUCUAGGUUUUUCCCCUUUUUUUUUUUUUUUUUUUUUUUUUUUUUUAAAUCUCACUCUCUCCCCUCCCAAAAUUUUUUCUGAUUCCUUUGUGCUCAUAUUGGCAUGUAAAUUUACUGCAGAAAUCACAUUGUACAUAUUAAACUUUUUUUUUCUUUUUUGUGGUCUGAAUAAAAGCUUGAUUGUUUAUUUA
Ziziphus jujuba (common jujube) is the source of this 1954-nucleotide messenger RNA. RefSeq lists its product as uncharacterized. Gene Ontology annotation, molecular function: zinc ion binding. Lineage: Eukaryota; Viridiplantae; Streptophyta; Magnoliopsida; Rosales; Rhamnaceae. The transcript has 3 exons. The coding region runs from base 602 to 1495 and encodes 297 amino acids. The record is from RefSeq and is a predicted model, not a curated record.